CCGUUUCAAAGCCACAAGCCCAAGCAGCGAUCACAGCGCCUCCUCCUCGGCCACGGCCGGCAGCGCAUAAAUUUAGCACCACCGGCUCCCUUUCGUCUAGCUCGCCUAGUAGCAGCAGCAGCAGCAGCGCGAUGGCCACCCACGCAGCUCUCGCCGCCUCGCGCAUCCCGACCAGCGCCCGGCUGCACAGCAAGGCGGCCUCCAGGCAGAGGGUGGACUUCGCCGACUUCUCCGGGCUCCGGCCGGGAUCAUGCUCCGUGAGUACUACGGCGAGGGAGGCGUCCUUCUCUGAUGUCCUUGGUGCUCAGCUCGUCGCCAAGGCCACGGCCACCGCAGAGAACGCGGUGAGGGCGCCAGCUGAGGCGAAGCUGAAGGUGGCGAUCAACGGGUUCGGCCGCAUCGGUCGGAACUUCCUCCGGUGCUGGCACGGCCGUGAGAACUCCCCACUCGAUGUCGUCGUCGUCAAUGACAGCGGAGGCGUCAGAAACGCAUCUCACCUUCUCAAGUACGACUCGAUUCUCGGCACCUUCAAGGCCGACGUCAAGAUCGUCGACGACACGACCAUUAGCGUAGACGGCAAGCCGAUCAAGGUCGUCUCCAACAGGGACCCUCUCAAGCUCCCAUGGGCUGAGCUCGGCAUUGACAUUGUCAUCGAGGGUACCGGAGUCUUCGUUGAUGGCCCGGGCGCCGGGAAGCACAUCCAGGCCGGCGCCAAGAAGGUUAUCAUCACUGCUCCGGCGAAGGGCGCCGACAUACCGACCUUUGUCGUCGGUGUCAACGAGGGCGGCUACGGCCAUAACGUGGCCAACAUCAUCAGCAAUGCUUCCUGCACAACCAACUGCCUCGCGCCAUUCGUCAAGAUCUUGGACGAGGAGUUCGGGAUUGUGAAGGGAACCAUGACAACAACUCACUCCUACACCGGUGACCAGAGACUGCUGGACGCGUCCCACCGUGACCUGAGGAGGGCCCGUGCCGCCGCCCUGAACAUCGUGCCGACGAGCACCGGCGCCGCCAAGGCCGUCUCCCUGGUGCUGCCCCAGCUGAAGGGCAAGCUCAACGGCAUCGCGCUCCGCGUGCCGACCCCGAACGUGUCCGUGGUGGACCUCGUGAUCAACACCGAGAAGAAGGGCAUGACGGCCGACGACGUGAACAACGCUUUCCGGAAGGCCGCCGAUGGCCCGCUCAAGGGCAUCCUCGAGGUCUGCGACGUGCCGCUCGUGUCCGUGGACUUCAGGUGCUCCGACGUGUCCUCCACCGUCGACGCGUCGCUCACCAUGGUCAUGGGCGACGACAUGGUCAAGGUCGUCGCCUGGUACGACAACGAGUGGGGUUACAGCCAACGCGUGGUUGAUUUGGCUCACCUGGUGGCGGCCAAGUGGCCGGGCGCGGCGCCGGGGGGCAGCGGCGACCCUCUUGAGGACUUCUGCCAGGACAAUCCCGCGACCGACGAGUGCAAAGUGUAUGAAUGAAGCAUAAGGCCCCAUUCUUGCAGGACAGGGGGGGCGUUCUGUUCAGAAACUGUAACGAAACACGUACGUACAUUACGCUAGGUCAGGACGAGGGCAGAAUAACUUCGUUGUGGGUUGGGGUUCACUGCCCGGUGUUCUUUCGAUCGAGAGUGCAUGUAUUCCGAAAGAGGUGUCGCAGAAACGAACCGUUUUAUGUGAGGUGUAAUCACUGAACUCGUACAGACUUCAGAUUUUCAUUUUCUUUC
This is a messenger RNA of Phragmites australis (common reed), 1714 nucleotides long. Its product is annotated as glyceraldehyde-3-phosphate dehydrogenase GAPB, chloroplastic-like. Gene Ontology annotation, cellular component: chloroplast. The record is from RefSeq and is a predicted model, not a curated record. Gene Ontology annotation, molecular function: NAD binding; glyceraldehyde-3-phosphate dehydrogenase (NAD+) (phosphorylating) activity; NADP binding. Lineage: Eukaryota; Viridiplantae; Streptophyta; Magnoliopsida; Poales; Poaceae. The transcript has 9 exons. Gene Ontology annotation, biological process: glucose metabolic process. The coding region runs from base 132 to 1469 and encodes 445 amino acids.